GCGUCGUUAGCUAGCGUCAUUAGCUAGCCUCAGCUAACCACGUCGUUAGCCGUGGGUGGUCCGGCCACAUAGCGGUUGGCCCGUUGGCCAAUGAGCCGCGCGGAUGUGCAAUUAGCCCCCCGCUGGAGAGACGGGUUUUCACUUCCGAUGUUUCUCACCGCACAAAGCCACACACUACGAUCGAAUUUAAUAAACAUCAAAGUUAAGAUGUUGCUCCACUGGAUAGUCACGUGCAUGGGGGUGUUGGGCGAGGACUAGGAUGGUAAGCAGCCAGCCGAAGUACGAGCUGAUCCAGGAGGUGGGUCGCGGCAGCUACGGCGUGGUCUAUGAGGCGGUGGUGAAGCGCACGGGGGCCCGCGUGGCGGUGAAGAAGAUCCGCUGCCACUCUCCGGAGAAUGUGGAGCUGGCCCUGCGGGAGUUCUGGGCCCUCAGCAGCAUCCAAAGCCAGCACCCGAACGUCAUCCACCUGGAGGAGUGCAUCCUGCAGCGGGACCAGCUGGCCCAGAGGAUGAGCCACGGCUCCAGCUCCCCGCUCUACCUGGAGCUGGUGGAGACGUCUCUGAAGGGCGAGAUCACAUUCGACCCGUGCUGUGCCUGCUACUUGUGGUUCGUCAUGGACUUCUGCGACGGGGGCGACAUGAACGCCUACCUGCUGUCCCGCAAGCCCAGCCGCAAGACCAACACCAGCUUCAUGCUGCAGCUGGGCAGCGCGCUGGCCUUCCUGCACCGCAACCAGAUCAUCCACCGCGACCUCAAGCCCGACAACAUCCUCAUCUCGCAGGCCUGCACGCCGGCCGGCUCGUCCGAGCCCACCCUCAAGGUGGCCGACUUCGGCCUGAGCAAGGUCUGCUCCACCUCCGGGCUCAACCCGGAGGAGCCCGCCAGCGUCAACAAGUGCUUCCUGUCCACGGCGUGCGGCACGGACUUCUACAUGGCGCCGGAGGUCUGGGAGGGCCACUACACGGCCAAGGCGGACAUCUUCGCCCUGGGAGUGAUCAUCUGGGCCAUGGUGGAGCGCAUCACCUUCGUGGACGUGGAGACUCAGAAGGAGCUGCUGGGGAGCUACGUGCAGCACGGCACGGAGAUCGUCCCCUUAGGGGAGGCCCUGCUGGAGAACCCAAAGAUGGAGCUGCUCAUCCCGGCCAGGAAGAAGAGCAUGAACUGCCACAUGAAGCAGUUGAUCAGGGAGAUGCUGUCGGCCAACCCGCAGGAGCGGCCCGACGCCUUCGAGCUGGAGCUCCGGCUGGUGCGCAUCGCCUGCAGAGAGCUGGACUGGGACACGUGAUGGCCGACAUUAGCUACUGUUUAACCCGGAUCACACAACGGGGGUUCGUAGUUCUGUCAAACGCUGCAGGAAUCAUUAGAAUAGUCGUAUGUUCGUGUCGUGGCUAAACUUCCCUUCAUUCACGGUCCAAGCACACGCAGCCCACUGCCUGCUGGGCCUUUUUAUACCGGAGGGGAGAGGUGCUCCAAAUUGCAGCUUAGUCCGAGGCUAAUCACAUCCCAGCUUCCUCCUCCUGCCGACAGAAUCACUCGAGUGUGCCGGAGGAGCAAAAUGACCCCAAAAGGGUCUUUUAUUCAAACUGGGACUGUUUGUCUGCAAAUACCACCCGGGACUCGGUGCUAAUGAUGAUCAAAUGCAAUAUGAGACGUAAUCCUGUGAACCAUUACAGCGCACAUUAAUCCAAAGGGCCAACAUUAACACACAAUCCCGUCAAUGUGUCUGAAGGCUUUGACGGAACCUGACUUGCAGACUGAUUUCAGCCCGGUACGCGACCACCAGCAACAGUGUUUCCCCAAAGGUUUACGGCUUUGGGGCAUUUGGCAUUAAAUGCAGCUCUGCCCUGAAUGCUCAGGUAAGAAAAACUGCGACGUGGUGGUAUUCGUAGACAAACUUCUUCCAGUAGGGUUUGGGGUGCUUGUCUCAGGCCUGAAAACCUUUAUCCGCACAGGCUGCUUUGUUGGUUUUCGUGGGUGGGGGGGAACAUUUUUAUCAGUUAGCGACCAGCCAGCUGGGGGCUUGUGGUCACAUUCGCCCUCUUUCUGCCCGUCCCAGACCUGGAGAUAAAGUUGCCUGGUCCCAGACCAGUGUAGCAGAAUGUAUAGCGAUCUGGACUUUAGUUAUGUAGAGCCGGCUCUACUUGUUUUCUUUCACCGCUGACUCUCGCUACAUCCUACCGCCAGGGUUAUUGUUCCCUCUCUAAAGUUACUGUCGCCUUGCCGGUUAAACUUAAUAUUUUGGUACGGCACGAACGACUUAACAGCAGUCGGGAGGUUGACUCCUCCAAAUUCCAUCUUCUGAAUCUUUAUUCUAAUGACAAAUAUAACUCAAUAUUUAGUUCGUCGAAGGUUUUCUAACUAACGUUUACACUGUGAGUUUGACCUUUUUAUUGCUCCUUGUAACAGCAGCACUUCCCGUUGUUGGCUUAGCCGAUGGCCGUAAUGUCCCAGGCUGUGGAAAAAGUAACCAAAGUUGUAAUAGACCAGAAAUUACAGAGCAGACUACACUAAAGCGAGCAGAUUGGCUUAAGCUCAGAAGACUUUGUGGAUGACUCCCCAACAAAUCCCUAUGUUGCUUAAACAUAAAUUGAAUUAUCUAAAAGGUUGAGCUGCAGUGACAUUAAUAUUCACCUCGGAGUUAAUUUAGACCUGAAUAAGUAAUAAAACUGAGGGAUUCAGUGACUCACUGAAAGGACUCUUUAUUCAGUUUACCUGCUGCAUCUUCUGCAGGAGCUGACUGCGCCGCUGUUUGUUUACCAGGAGAAAACAAUGUCAGCCAACGGUCUACUUAUGCAUGCGGCGUCUCUCACCUUCAGGGAGAGAAGACACAAUCCUCCAUGAGCCAGAGGAUCUGUUCGUUUUUAUUAGUGGGGAGGGGGGGGGGACAUAAUACUGUUGUGUUGAACUUGAUCUCCUCUCAAUGUGUCACUGCUCCUGGUUCCCUUUGGCUCUGGAUCUUACAGUAAUCCCGUUCUUCAUGCUUCCGACAGGCUAAUUCUAAGCCUAUUAAGUUGUUGCAGCACUUGGCAGAGGAUCAUUCUCGGGACCCCCUUUGCCUUUCAGGUCAAAUGGAAUUUUAGCACUUAAAGCAAAUUUUUACAGGAACAUGUAACAAUAAACGGUCCUGGCUUCUUUGCUGUCAACAUUGCGCAGGAAAAUUCUAUUUUUCCCACCUUUUGCCAAUAUUUACCUGCUAGAUGACCUUCAACUCUCUGUCCUGAUGCAAUUUGAGAUUUGCCUUUUUCUAUGCUGCUUUCCCUCAACAAUGUGCUAGUUGUGCUUUUGGUGUUCACGGCGGUCCAGCUCGGUCCCAGAGUAGUGUCCCACACAUCCGGAGCGCGGGAUCAUGGGCCCGGUCAUCGCUGGCCACGUUUCUUCCUUCGCUUCCACUUUGAGACGUUUGCCAAACAGAUGCUUGGCUCUGGGGUAGGAAGACAUUUCAAUCUGAAUGAAAUUCCUUUUUGCACAUGUGUAAAUACUGUACAGGGUAAAGGAUGUUGAUGUACAUUUGACUGAGUGUGUGUGUGCUCUGUUUUAAAGAGCCGGACUUGUUUUGUAAAUUGCUGUGAUUCUUCCGCUUUCGAUUCAUUCAUUCAUCACAAUUGUGUUUUUGUGCUUUAAGUAUAACUUAAUUUCUGCUUCUUUUCGUUCGCGAAAGAAGAUUUUAGGGGUCCGAUUUUCAGCAUUCCUCCUGUAAUUGAUGUUAGGGUCAUCUCAAUGAAAGGAUAUCAAACACGAUCUUCUCUCACCAUUGAUGAGUCCUGCAUAAAACCACAAGAAUGCUGCAAGCUUCUCAUGCUCUUUUCUAUCAACAGUCUUUGCCCUCAUGUCAUUGUUACCUCUUUUUGAAGAGAAUAAAUGAAGUUUAUCAGGAAGCGCUGUGAAUACCUGUCACUGUUGGAAUUGAUUUUUAAUAAAAUUGAAUCAAAUCAUAAUGGAAUUUCUUG
Molecule: messenger RNA, 3947 nt
Organism: Pungitius pungitius (ninespine stickleback)
Lineage: Eukaryota; Metazoa; Chordata; Actinopteri; Perciformes; Gasterosteidae
Gene: pdik1l
Product: PDLIM1 interacting kinase 1 like
Exons: 3
Coding region: 260-1285 (341 amino acids)
Biological process (GO): protein phosphorylation
Cellular component (GO): cytoplasm; nucleus
Molecular function (GO): ATP binding; protein kinase activity
Source: RefSeq, a predicted model, not a curated record